AUGAAGACCACUCUGCUUUCCGCUUUGCUGUCCUGUUCAGUCCUUGUACAGUCAAAAUGGACCAACAACUUGAACUACCGCUCGCCUUCGGAGCACCACCCUGGUCUUGGGAUAUCACUUCACAAGGUCAACAAGAGAAACACACCAGAGAAGCAUUUCACCGCUGAGCAGCUCAACUUCACCCAUGGAGUGGCCUCGGGAGAUCCGCACCCAAAUUCCGUCAUCCUCUGGACGAGGGCAUCUCCCAUGUUUGACAAUGUGGCCAGCAAUUCAACCGUCACUGGUUAUGCGCCUCUCUACGGCCACGGACCAUUGCAAGUCAGCACCGCUCCGGUUUGUGUCGAAUACAAAGURGCAAAGACAGCAGACUUCAAGGAUGUUGAAAGCUGUGGCAAGGCCUACACUUCCAGUGAUAUUGACUACACCGUAAAGGUCGAGGCGAAGAACUUGACUGCGUGGACACGCUAUUACUACCAGUUCAACGUCUGUGACAGCAAUAAGACCAGCCCUCUCGGACGAACAAAGACGACUCCCGCUGAGAAUGACCUCGUCGCGAAAGUUGGGCUGGCCAUCUACUCGUGUGCCAACUUCCCAUUUGGCUUCUUCAAUGCGUAUGGCAAUGCGGCUCGUAAAGAUAGCGUGGAUUUCGUUGUUCACCUCGGGGACUACAUCUACGAAUCUGCCGGAGAUGGAGAUUAUGGCGACGGAUCCAGUAUCGAUCGUAUUCCCAAGCCCGAGUCUGUCAUUUUUACCCUUCAGGACUACCGCCAAAGGCACGCGACCUAUCGUACUGAUCAGGAUCUCCUGCUCUCGCACGCCACCUACCCCUGGAUCCCGGUGUGGGAUGACCAUGAAGUGUCUGACAACACAUACCGUGAUGGAGCUGCCGAGUUGAACAAUACCGAAGCUUCUUUUGUCAUGGAUGGCGGUGUUUCCGUGGACCAACGCAAGAUGAAUGCCGUGCGAGCGUACUUUGAGUGGAUGCCCAUCCGCCAGGUCGAGAUGGAUGACGGGCUUCGCAUCUGGAGAUCAUUCAAGAUCGGCUCACUGUUCGACUUGAUCAUGCUUGAUACCAGACAGUACGACCGUAGCAUUACUGACCUUUAUUGGAACACCGAUUACAUUCACGAGAUCUCCAAUGACGCUAGUAGGUCAUUGAUGGGUCCUCGCCAGGAGAAUUGGUUCUAUAACACACUGGGAGAGUCAGCUACGCGUGGUGCACGUUGGAGAGUCAUUGGCUCCCAGACCGUGUUCUCCAAGGUCAACGAAAGCGUUGCUUUUGGCAACACAAACCCUCUCGAUUACGAUGCCUGGGAUGGAUAUCAAGCCAACCGUAACCGGACCUUGAAUUUCCUGACGGCGAACGACAUUGGAAACAACAUCGUCAUUGCUGGCGACAGUCAUGCCUCUUGGGUAUCUGAUCUAGUCUGGCUCGACCAUGCCAACUACUCCUCGGAGACAGGAGCUGGAGGUCUAGGUGUAGAGUUCGCCGGCUCGGCCGUCUCUUCACCCUGCCCCUAUGGCCAGAACAUCACACUCAAAAGUGCGAACAACUUCAGUGAUGCUCUCGAAGCCGCGAAUCCCGAACUUCACUGGAAUGAUCUCUACUACCGCGGAUACUUCGAACUCCAACUUUCGUACGAUGAAGUCAAUGCUUCUUUCUUUGGACUGCCCACCAUCAUUACUCGCAACCCGCUCGAGAUCUCGCUCGCCAACUUCACUGUCAAGAGUGGAGCGAACCGACUCUCGCGGCCGAUUGCGGGUGGUAUCGCGGAGAGUGGCAGUUUGAAGGGAGGUAUGAUUUCGCAGACGAAUGUUACGAAUAACACGGAGACUGGAGAGUAUACAAUCAGUCAUGAGAAUGUGGAGGACAUUUGA
Ramularia collo-cygni is the source of this 1878-nucleotide messenger RNA. RefSeq names its product probable alkaline phosphatase. The transcript has 8 exons. NCBI's taxonomy places the organism in Eukaryota, Fungi, Ascomycota, Dothideomycetes, Mycosphaerellales, Mycosphaerellaceae. Bases 1 to 1878 code for a protein of 625 amino acids. The record is from RefSeq and is a predicted model, not a curated record.